AUGACCUGGCUAGAGACUUUCCCCUACAUCUGUGGAUGGCUGAUUCUCAGAAGCUGUCUCCUGGUUAGAGCGCAGCUGGAUUCUGAUGGCACCGUCACUAUAGAAGAGCAGAUUGUUCUUGUUAUGAAGGCUAAAAUGCAGUGUGAACUCAACAUCACAGCCCAGCUCCAAGAAGGAGGAGUUGCUUUCCGGCACUGCACCCGCAAUGGGACGUGGGAUUUUAUUCAUGGCUCAAAUCAAACCUGGGCUAACUAUUCAGACUGCUUUCUGCAGCCUGAUAUCAACAUAGGAAAGCAGGAGUUCUUUGAAAGCCUCUACAUCCUGUACACUGUCGGCUACUCCAUCUCUUUUGGCUCCUUGGCUGUAGCCAUUCUCAUUAUUGGCUACUUCAGGCGAUUGCAUUGCACUAGGAACUAUAUCCAUUUGCAUUUGUUCGUGUCCUUCAUGCUGAGAGCCAUGAGCAUCUUUGUCAAGGACAGAGUAGCCCAGGCUCACCUGGGAGUAGAGGCACUGCAGUCUCUGGUGAUGCAAAGUGACCUUCAGAACUUCAUUGGAGGACCAUCUGUGGACAAAUCUCAGUAUGUGGGGUGCAAGAUCGCCGUGGUGAUGUUUAUUUAUUUCUUGGCUACAAACUAUUACUGGAUCCUGGUGGAAGGGCUCUACCUGCAUAACUUAAUCUUUGUGUCUUUCUUUUCUGACACCAAAUACCUGUGGGGCUUCAUCUUGAUAGGCUGGGGAUACCCAACUCACUUUAUAAUACCUGCUUUCUGAGUGGUCAGUUCUUUUUUUUUCCAUCUUAGGUGUUGGGAACUUAGUGCUGGAGACAGGUGGAUUUACCAGGCUCCGAUCUUAGCUGCUAUUGGGCUGAAUUUUAUUCUGUUCCUGAAUACAGUUAGAGUUCUUGCUACUAAAAUUUGGGAAACCAAUGCGGUUGGGCAUGACAUGAGAAAGCAGUACAGGAAACUGGCUAAGUCAACGCUGGUUCUGGUGCUGGUAUUUGGCGUGCAUUACAUCGUGUUCAUCUGUCAGCCGCACUCCUUCUCGGGACUCUGGUGGGAGAUCCGAAUGCACUGUGAGCUCUUCUUCAACUCCUUCCAGGGUUUCUUUGUGUCUAUUGUCUAUUGCUACUGCAAUGGAGAGGUGCAAGCUGAGGUGAAGAAGACGUGGACUCGAUGGAAUCUGUCCAUCGACUGGAAAAGGGCGCCUCCUUGUGGCGGCCAAAGGUACGGCUCGGUGCUCACCACUGUCACUCACAGCACCAGCAGCCAGUCACAGAUGGGGGCAAGCACGCGCCUGGUGCUCAUCUCUGGCAAAUCCACCAAGAAUGCCUGCAGACAGAUCGACAGCCAUGUGACUCUACCUGGCUACGUCUGGAGUAGUUCUGAGCAGGACUGCCAAACACACUCUCCCCCCGAGGAGACUAAGGAAGGUCACAGGCGACGGGGAGAUGAUAGUCCAGUGAUGGAGUCUUCCAGGCCAGUGGCGUUCACCUUAGACACUGAAGGAUGCAAGGGAGAAACCCAUCCUAUCUGA
This is a messenger RNA of Mus pahari (shrew mouse), 1533 nucleotides long. It is a transcript of the gene Pth2r, whose product is annotated as parathyroid hormone 2 receptor. Gene Ontology annotation, cellular component: plasma membrane. The transcript is spliced from 12 exons. Gene Ontology annotation, molecular function: parathyroid hormone receptor activity; peptide hormone binding; G protein-coupled peptide receptor activity. The record is from RefSeq and is a predicted model, not a curated record. Gene Ontology annotation, biological process: cell surface receptor signaling pathway; adenylate cyclase-modulating G protein-coupled receptor signaling pathway. Lineage: Eukaryota; Metazoa; Chordata; Mammalia; Rodentia; Muridae.